GAGAGCCCAGAUCUCCAAGGUCCAUACAGGAGAUAUCACUAGGCCCGCUAAACGAACGUAAACAGCAGACGUACCAAUAUAGAUCAAGCACUACCUCUACCCCCAUCCACCAUCACGAAACUGACUAGUCCGUGUCUUACAUCGGAUUCACUUAAACAGUCGCUCUCGAGUCGAGCACCACUACCACCAUCAUGGAGAAGUUUGCCGCUACAGCAAUCACCCUUGUCAGCUCACAAUGCUCUGUCGCCCAGCAAAUGCAAUUCGCCUGUAGUCAGGCCAAGCAUGACCUUGACCUCGCCAGAGCCGCUGCUGCAAGAGGUAUGCCGACCGCAACCUUUGGCAAAAAGAACGACAUCCGCAUCGUAGGCAUCCAUGAAUACAAGGAAGCUGCUCUGAGUCUUGCCGAGGCCUUUGAGGUCGAUGAGCUGUCGCGGUACUUUAUUGAUGUGCCAGACCGUGAGCAUGCAACAGAGCAAGAGAAGUGGGAGCUCCACCUCUCCAUCUUCGAGUACAUUGUGUAUGCCCACUGUCUGAAAGGUUUGGUCACCACGACGGGUCCAGGUUAUGCUGCCGUCGCGCUAUGGCUGCCUCCAGGCGAUCAUAUCGAUGACUGGGCCACCAUGCUGCGCAGCGGCAUGUGGCGUCUCCGAUACAAGUUGUCUGCCGAGGCCCGGAAGCGCUUCUUCGACGAGUUUCUGCCGCUGCUGCACGACACCAAGGUCGGUGUGCUCGGUGCUCUCGACGAGAGCUCGUGGUACCUGGUCUACGUCGGCACUCGGCCCUCUGGGCGCGGCAAGGGGUAUGCGAAGAAGCUGAUUGAGCAAAUCUCGUCUCUCUGCGAUGAAGAAGGCCGUGCCAUCUACUUGGAGAGCUCGAAUGCGAUCAACCCAGCCAUCUACCGCAAGAUGGGGUUUGAGGAUCGCAAGCGAGUGUACAUGCAGAGGAUCUUGGACCGCAACGUCGAGCUAGACAUUAUGGUGAGAAUGCCCAAGGCGGCCGAUGAGAAGGUCAUCAUUCGUGAGAAGCUUCCGGCUGCGUCGGUGAAGAUCCAUCGUCUGCAGGUUUAGACGCCACCACAGUGGUGAACAGCACCGGUAAGGUAUGUGCACGGAGAGUGAGACUGUGAAGGC
Messenger RNA from Pseudovirgaria hyperparasitica, 1130 nucleotides. RefSeq lists its product as uncharacterized. The transcript is spliced from 3 exons. The record is from RefSeq and is a predicted model, not a curated record. Bases 192 to 1067 code for a protein of 291 amino acids. Gene Ontology annotation, molecular function: acyltransferase activity, transferring groups other than amino-acyl groups. Lineage: Eukaryota; Fungi; Ascomycota; Dothideomycetes; Acrospermales; Acrospermaceae.